This is a messenger RNA of Rhinocladiella mackenziei CBS 650.93, 1065 nucleotides long. RefSeq lists its product as uncharacterized. Gene Ontology annotation, biological process: regulation of transcription by RNA polymerase II. Gene Ontology annotation, molecular function: DNA-binding transcription activator activity, RNA polymerase II-specific. The record is from RefSeq and is a predicted model, not a curated record. Bases 1 to 1065 code for a protein of 354 amino acids. NCBI's taxonomy places the organism in Eukaryota, Fungi, Ascomycota, Eurotiomycetes, Chaetothyriales, Herpotrichiellaceae. The transcript is spliced from 5 exons.
AUGGCCCAGUCGGGCAGGAAAAAGUCUCGCAAUGGCUGCACAAACUGCAAGAGGAGACACGUCAAGGUUGGUCACCGACCUUCAAUGUACUCGGCGCCAACCAAUGACUUUGAACCAUUCUACAGUGCGACGAACGAACACCCUGUGCAAAUUGCAUCCGGCGUGGCGAACAGUGCAGUCUCCUUCUGCCUCGUUGCCCUUCUUCUCAUGCACGGUAUCCUCGGCCUAUCCGCCCUUCACAAAGCGCACGAGAGACCGGCGGAAGCCGUCGUGUACAUACAACUCUGCGACAAACAUCUAGCCAAGACACUUGAGGGUUUCCGAACCAUGCUCUCGACCGAUAUUGCUCCUGAAGCCAACGGCGCGUUAUUUGCCUGUUCCUGCGUGCUUUCCAUCUCGUCGGUAGCGAGGUCAUGCCUGACGACGUCUGCGUUACCAUCAACCCAGCAACACCUCACUAUGGGACAAGUUGCUGAGCUUUUCAUGCUGACAAGAGGAGUGUCGGACAUGAUCUCUCUCUACAAAGAAUGGCUCAAGGCAGGCCCAUUCGGUCCUAUAUGCUGGGCAUUGGAUGUGCCCUCCCAUGAAGGCGUACAACUCUCGCAACCAGUACAGAAGCAAUUUGAUGCGUUAUACGGUAUGCUUCGAAGAUGUCGCUCUCCUGCCGAUAGGAUGGACUGUGAAAUGGCACUGCAGAGUCUAGAAGAUGUUUAUCGAUUCCUUCUUUCCGUCCGACAAGGGUCUUGUUCAGAGCUGGGAAUCCUAGGACGAUGGGCGAUGACGCUUCCUAUUGGGUUCAUCAAAAUGGUUUCAGCCUGCUCCCCUCCGGCCCUAAUAAUCCUCUCGCAUUUUGCGGUCGCGACACUCGCCUUUCGUGAUGCAUGGUAUGCAGAGAAUUGGGGACGUUUUGUCCUGCGAGGGAUCGAGAAGGCAUUACAUGAGAGCGGCAUGGAUCGAUGGCUGGAUUGGCCAGUCGAACAAGCUGCGAACAUCAUGUGUGAACCUGGACUCUCGCUUCCGUGUUUAGAGCCCGGGGUCUCCACUACACGUCGUUUCCGAAUAUGA